Molecule: messenger RNA, 1694 nt
Organism: Larimichthys crocea (large yellow croaker)
Lineage: Eukaryota; Metazoa; Chordata; Actinopteri; Sciaenidae
Gene: adi1
Product: acireductone dioxygenase 1
Exons: 4
Coding region: 226-765 (179 amino acids)
Molecular function (GO): acireductone dioxygenase [iron(II)-requiring] activity
Source: RefSeq, a predicted model, not a curated record
AUACCCCAAAGGUACGUGUAGCUAUUAUAAUUUAUAAUAUAACUCAUAAUAUAUAACAUAUAAACAGUAAUAAUUUGCAACAGACGGACCUCCUCCACCGCUGUAAGUCAAGCGGACGUGAACGCAGCACACGUCGUGGCUGCUGCUGCUGUCACUUGACCUGCAACACAACAACACACAUUUCUCACAGUUUAUUCACAGUCAUCUGUUUAAAACCCGGCCAGCAUGAGUUUGGAGGCCUGGUUCAUGGACAGCUCUGAUGAAGACCAGAGGAAGCCGCACAGACUGAGCCCAGAUCAGCCCGUUUCCCUGGAUGAACUGAAAACACUCGGGGUCUUUUACUGGAAGCUGAAUGCUGAUAUCUAUGAAACAGACCCAGAGCUGGAGCAGAUCCGUAAAGAGCAAGGCUACUCCUAUAUGGACAUUAUCACGAUUCACAAGGACACGCUACCUAACUAUGAGGAAAAGCUGAAGAUGUUCUUUGAGGAGCACCUACACUUGGAUGAUGAGAUCCGCUACAUCCUGGAUGGACAGGCCUACUUUGACGUCAGGGACAAGGAGGACCGAUGGAUCCGGAUUGCCAUGAACAAAGGGGACUUGAUCACCCUGCCGGCCGGUAUCUACCACCGCUUUACCCUGGAUGAGACCAACUACACUAAAGCCAUGAGGCUGUUUGUCGGGGAGCCGGUGUGGAAAGCCUACAACCGUCCCGCUGAUGACUUUGAGAUCCGACACAAGUACGUGGCUUCUCUGCAGGGAUCCUGAGAGAGGGCUGCAAACUACAAAGUGGAUUUCAUGUGACCAGCGUUUAUACUAGAAUCAGUUCUUCUAGCGUGAGUAGGUUUACAGUGAGAAUGUUGUGGAUGAUUAACAAUGUCCUGUAGCAGAGCAGUUUAGUGCUGAAUAAAAUGACAUAGCCGACAUGGAGACAAUCUCAGAAGUGGAGCUUCAAUUAGUACAUUCACUUAAAGAAGUCUUUACAUUUGAUCCUAUUUUACUACCACUGGAAAUACUGCCUUACAGGAAAAAUAAUGCAAUAAUAUAACGGGGCCAUUGUCAUGAGUACUUGCAUAUUAUAAGUUUGCAUGCAUGACUUACAAUGGAGCAUCACUUACUUCAGUUUAGAGUCUGAAUACUUCUUUCUCCACAGGACAGUCUGUCUGUAGUGCCUUAUUCUCUUAUAAGGCUUGUAUGGUGUUAGGUGCUAUCAGACUAAACAUGAAUCAAUGAGCAGUAUUUUCUAAUUACAUGUUCAAAUAUCUCUGUAUCAGAAGUGAGCGAUGUUAAUUGAUGUGCAGCAUCUGACAGAUUAAUGUGAUUUUUCUUUGUUCUAUGGAGAAUAAAGCUGCUAUUUUCACUCUGAUUGUUUGACGUCAUCUGUCCAUAAAACCAGGCAAGGUGAUUUAAAAGAACAGCUUUAUUUAAGAUAAAACAAAAUUUUAAUAUACAUAAAUAUGAUCAACACAAUAUGUAAACAGUGAUAAUUAGAGAUCCACCAGGACAAAUCACUAAAAGAUUUAACAAGAAAAAUGUUUUGAUAUAAUCAUUUAAACAGGAGAAAAAAAAUCACCUUCUUUGAUAUGUACAAUUUUAGAUUUCUAAUAUUUUACAUUUUUGUUUUGUGGACAGGCUACGAUGCAAUCUGAAGGGCUUAUUACUUUUCACUGCGUGAGUUAAUAAACCUGGCAGCUGAA